CUCUCCAUCUCUCCGUCUUGUCCAUCCUCAACAACCACACCACAACCACCACAACCACCACAACCAGCAAACAAUCUCAACCCAAGAACAACACCUUCCUACAAAGAAAGACACAAAGAAACAACCAAAAACCGCACAGACAAAGAAAAGAAGACAAAAUGCCCUCCUCCCCACACCCACCACCACCACCACCACCAACAACCAUCGAAGCCGACCUCCUCACCCACCUCGCCAGCACAACCGCCCUCGAAGACAUCCACUCCACCCUCCUCUCCACCCUCCAAAGAACCGGCUGGACCGAACGCAUCCGCAAACUCGCCACGGAGCUCCUCCGCGCCGGGCGCUGCGAGCGCUUCGACGAGGUCGUCGACGCGGUCGUCGCUACGGCCGAGGGCCGAAUACCGUCGUCUUCUUCCCUAUUUCUCGACGACCAGAACUACGCCCAUAGCCAAAAAUACGACCACGAUAAUGAGACGGAGAAUGGAGGAGGUGGGGGAGGGGAAGACAUCGACGUGCGCAUCCCGUCGGCUGUCGUUGAGCAGGGCGUGCGCGCGAUCAAGGAAGUCCUGCGCGAGGUCGCUGUCCGAGACGACGAGUCGGAUUUGCUAGAUGGGUCGGAGGAUGGGUCGUCGGGGUCGGAGCCGUCGGGCAAGGGUAAGCGCGAGGAGACGUCUGGUAGAGGGAAUGGGAAUGGGAAUUCGUUUGAGGGGACAUCUGGGAGGGAGAAGAAGAAGGGGAAGGGGAAGAGUGGGAGGUAAUCUUUUCUUUCUUUUCUUCUCUUUCUCUUCUUUUCUUUCUUCCUUCCUUUCUUUACUUUUGACAUUAGUACGAUUUUAAUACUGUUGUUCUACUGUAUAUUACUUAUAUUACUCAAAUCUGAGAAUGGA
Molecule: messenger RNA, 887 nt
Organism: Aspergillus campestris IBT 28561
Lineage: Eukaryota; Fungi; Ascomycota; Eurotiomycetes; Eurotiales; Aspergillaceae
Exons: 1
Coding region: 159-758 (199 amino acids)
Biological process (GO): positive regulation of DNA-templated transcription; mRNA export from nucleus
Cellular component (GO): SAGA complex; nuclear pore
Molecular function (GO): transcription coactivator activity
Source: RefSeq, a predicted model, not a curated record